Molecule: messenger RNA, 2425 nt
Organism: Nematostella vectensis (starlet sea anemone)
Lineage: Eukaryota; Metazoa; Cnidaria; Anthozoa; Actiniaria; Edwardsiidae
Product: thyrotropin receptor
Exons: 5
Coding region: 141-1871 (576 amino acids)
Biological process (GO): G protein-coupled receptor signaling pathway
Cellular component (GO): membrane
Molecular function (GO): protein binding; G protein-coupled receptor activity
Source: RefSeq, a predicted model, not a curated record
CCCUACAUACGAAUAGAUAGCAAACGGACGGUAACAGAUUUGGAACAGAACCAGAGCUUCGUCACAUUUGCGAUAUCGCGAUAGGCAAGCCUUGCUUCUCAAGACCCACACGAAAGAGACGGUCUCUAGUCUAUUUUGAGAUGAGUUCACUUUCUUCGAUUGGAGUGCUAAUAUUGUGCGCGUGUACACUGUAUGCAGUACAAGUUAACGCGAAAUACAGAUGCAAUGGGACAGAGUCAUUCCUGUGCUCCGAGCAACUACCGGCCAACGACGGAAGAAAAUGCCAACUUUCCUCAUGGAAUCAACUAAAUGCAAUAAUAAAAACACCCAAGGAGAUAUGCACUUUAGACCUAACAGGCGCCAGUUUAACAAGCGUACCUGAUGGAGUGCUCCGGAACUACACGAACCUUGUCACUCUCAUUCUCUCCAAUAACGAAAUAAUAGCAAUUGAUGAGAACGCAUUCCAAGGUCUUACAAGUCUUCGCAAUUUAUCACUCAGUCAUAACGACUUCGAGUCAUGGGACUCCACAGCAAUCCCAAAACAUCUUAAAUCCUUGGAGUCCCUGGACAUGUCUGGUAAUGACUGGAUUCCAAGCAGUGACGUGUUACGCAUGCGUAGUCUAUCAACCAUUCGGGGCGUGAGCUGGGGACAAUGCAGCGACUGCGAACUGACCCGAAACGUCAAUCAAACCCAGCUGGACCGCCUACUUACUCUAGAGGACCUAGAAUGGGUCCCUGGGUACGCCUGCCGUGCACGGAUACAUACGUACAGCGCGCAAGUCAAGCGCUUCGCCAAAGAAGGAUUUUACCCAAGUUGCUUAGUGGAAGGUUCGGAAUGCUUUGCUGCGGAGGUCAAAGUGAGGGCUGACUCGCCGUGUAGAGAUGUCAACACAAAAGUGUUGACGCUGGAGUACGUGUUUGGUCCAGUAGCAUUAGUGCUCAAUCUCGUGGUGGUCGUCACGACGGCUUGCUCGAGAAGACUUCGUAGGAACAUCGCCAUGGUUCUCGUGUCAAACCUCGCGUUCGGUGAUUUACUGAAUGGCAUUCACGCUAUUGCGGUGGCGGUGGUUCAUCAUAUCUAUGACUACGCCGGUACUCGUAAGUUCGCCGACACGAAAUGCGACUACAUCGGUCCCUUGUGGAUGCUCGGACAGGCUAUAUCGGUAAGCUGCUCCCUAGUACUGACCUACGAGAGAUACCGCUCAGUCGUAAACUCCGUCAAAGUCAAAUCCAAGAUGAAGAUGAAGACUGCGCGAAUCUCGAUAUUUGUGUGCUGGGUGUGGUCGUUUGCAGCAGCGUUCCUUCCUCUAGCCGGUAUAGGCAUGUAUUCCAUUGGUACCUUCUGUAUUCCGAUCUACCCCGUGCGUUCCAUACCUCAUCAGUUCUGGUACAGCGUGGUAGUCACCCUUAUCGCUGCCACCAUGUACAUCGUAACCUUCCCAUUGUACAUCCGCCUGUACCUGUACGUCAAGCGAUCGAGCAAUCGAAUUGGCAGCAAGACAGAUGUGGCACUCGCCAAGAGAAUCUUCGUGCUCGUCAUGAGCAACAUGUUCUUCUUCCUCCUACCAAUCAUGAUCUCGCUUGCCUGGUCCGUCCUCAGUCGCCACCAGGUCAUGUCCCGAGUCGUAGCCGAGGUACUAACCUCCUCGUUCUGUCUGAUAUGUUUGACGGUGAAUAGCUGUCUGAACCCGGUGCUGUAUGCACUCAGGAACAGGACGUUUAUCAAGGAACUACGGCGCAUGUUGUAUCAUAUGGUGGGAUGGUAUUGCGGGUGGUGUUCUGAUAAUGGGCGCGGCAGCAACGAAAGGACAAGUAGAAGUAAUUCCGCCUCUAGAGGUAGCACACAUCAGCUGCAGAAAUACGCGUUAUAGAAGGCUAACGGAACUUGACGUAGAAUAAACACUACUAGGAAUUUAAGGUUCGUUCUCACUAGAACAGAAGCACAAGCGCAAGCGCAACACAAGUGAGAAUCACCCAAACAAAAGCGCAAACAAAUCAAGCAGUUCUCUUGCACUUGUGUUCCAGUGGGAAUAGGAAAAUUACGUGCGCUUGCUUUCUAGUAAGAACCAGCCGUUACACAUUACCAAGCCUUCGGAUAUCGAAGGAAACGGGCGUAUUGUUUUAGGAGCUAUUAUAAUUUAGAACAUCUAACGUUGUUAAAUUAUCAAAUUAUUCGCCACGGUGUGACUGUGUGAAGACCCAUUUAACUAUUUGAAAGCAGUUUCAGAAACUCUCAAAUCAAAGUUCGGCAUUCGAAAAACAUACACGGACUGGCAUGAUGUGAAUAUUUUAGUUUUUACCGUGUAUAAAUAAAGUACCUUAUCUAUAAGUAUGUAUGUAUGGCCCUUCAAAACAAAGGCUCGACUCUUCGUUUUGAGGCUGAACACUCGAACGAAAAGGAGCAUAAUAAAAUAUUUUUGCCUGA